This is a messenger RNA of Stereum hirsutum FP-91666 SS1, 892 nucleotides long. RefSeq names its product ADP-ribosylation. The transcript is spliced from 8 exons. The record is from RefSeq and is a predicted model, not a curated record. Bases 1 to 891 code for a protein of 296 amino acids. Gene Ontology annotation, molecular function: NAD+ poly-ADP-ribosyltransferase activity. Lineage: Eukaryota; Fungi; Basidiomycota; Agaricomycetes; Russulales; Stereaceae.
AUGCCUUCCUUCCCGAAAGCCCUUCCGUUCAACUGCACCACAAGUCUGUUUUCGUCCCCUGAGCUGGUCUCAGUUGAGCGAGUUGACACCCGGUUCUUCUAUAUCGAGGAACUAUUCCUCUCAGGAUGGAAGCACAGCAACAAAGAAAGAAUGCGUGUUACGAAGAUCUUCGAGGUCAAGUACGACAAGGAGGGCAUGCAGUCGUACGAGAAAUAUAGAGACAGGAAGGCAUUUCAUACGGAGUCCUUUCAGUUUCAUGGUACACCCAAAGGCUGCCCUCUUGGCCAAGAAGACAGCUAUGCCCAGCCUUGUCUAUCGUCUUCGUGCGCGCUCUGCUCUAUACUUCGUGGAUCAUUUGAGGUGGAACGAAGCGGCGCGAGGCAUAAUUUCCAGAGAUUCGGAAAAGGGAUCUACCUAACCUCAAUCUCAUCGAAGGCUGACGACUACGUCGACGACGCAUCUGGACUUGCGGAGCUCCAGGCCUCAAACUCAAAGGCCAUGAUCCUCGCACGCGUCGUUCUAGGGAGGCCACGCAUCCUGACACGCACAGACCAGCGUCUCAAAGCCGCGCCUCGCGGUUACGACUCGGUGACCGGCCAACCAGGAGGAGAUCUGAAUUACGAGGAGACGGUCGUGUACGAUAACGAUGCGGUUCGACCUGCGUUCGUCGUCAUGUACGAGCCCGAUUUCCCGGACCCAGUCGAUCUGGAUGGGGACGAAGCGUUGGAAGAGCUGUUCUCCGAGCUGGGCUUGGACGAUUCGGACGACGAUACGCUCGAGGAUACCACCGGAAGUCUAAGUGGUGUCAGUGGGGACAUCUCUGCGAUCUUGAUGGGUCUGGGGUUGAUCAGCUCCGAUGGAGAGUCGAGGGGGAAGCUCUGGCUGGACUGAG